Molecule: messenger RNA, 1836 nt
Organism: Panicum hallii
Lineage: Eukaryota; Viridiplantae; Streptophyta; Magnoliopsida; Poales; Poaceae
Exons: 8
Coding region: 169-1626 (485 amino acids)
Molecular function (GO): protein binding
Source: RefSeq, a predicted model, not a curated record
UCCCCUCCACGCCACAACCCCCGCUUUCCUUUCUCGUCCCCCGCUCCUCCCACCCUCGGCUCCCGCCUCCCCAAACCCUAGCGGCCUCCCUCCUCGGGGGCGGCCUCCUCCGCGGAUCCAGGGCGGGGAGGUUAGGAAGAAAAGGAGGGCGCGCCGGCGGGGGCCAGGAUGGACGGGCCCAAGCGGCAGCUGCGGGUGCGCCUCCGCGUCACGGCGCGCCGGCGGGGCGGCGACGGCGCGGACGGGGGCCGCCCCGGCGCGGGGGCCGGCGCGGCCGGGCGGAAGCGCCGCCUCGACGCGCCCGCCCUCAACUCCGCCGCCAAGCUGCAGCGCCGCGAGAUCGGGUGCCGCCAGCUCGCCGCGCGCGGCGGCGGGCCCGCGGCCGCCGUGCCCGAGCGCUUCCGGAACAUGCGGCUCCAGGAAGAGUUUGAUACAUAUGAUGACAACGCUCACCUAUUUGUGAAGCUGCAGUUUCUUAGAAGACGAUCCAAAAUUAUUGAGAUUGUUGCAGCGAAGGAUAUCAUAUUUGCCCUGGCUCAUUCUGGUCUUUGUGCUGCUUUCAACCGAGUAACAAACAAGCGCAUAUCCUUCUUGAAUUUAAGCCCAGAUGAAGUGAUUCGGAGUUUGUUCUACAACAAGAACAAUGAUUCACUUAUUACUGUAUCAGUUUAUGCAUCUGACAAUUUCAGUACAUUGAAGUGUAGAACAACCCCAAUUGAGUAUAUUAGAAGGAAUCAAUUAGAUGCUGGGUUUCCUCUGUUUGAAUCGGAAUCUCUGAAGUGGCCUGGAUUUGUGGAGUUUGAUGAUGUAAAUGGAAAAGUACUUACAUAUUCAGCACAGGAUGGUAUCUAUAAGGUCUUUGACUUGAAGAACUACUCCUUUCUAUAUUCAAUACCAGAUGAAAAUGUCCAGGAGAUAAAGAUCAGUCCAGGAAUCAUGCUCUUGAUAUAUGAUAGAACACCGAGUUAUGUUCCAUUGAAGAUAUUAUCAAUUGAAGAUGGGAAGCCACUGAAAUUUUUUAAGCACUUGUUGCACCGCAACAAGAAAAUUGAUUUCAUUGAGCAGUUCAAUGAGAAGCUUCUUGUCAAGCAAGAGGAUGAAAACUUCCAGAUACUUGAUGUGCGGACUUCUGAGCUAAUUGAAGUCAGUGUCUCCAAGUUUAUGACCCCUUCAGCAUUCAUUUUUCUUUAUGAGAACAAUCUCUUCUUGACAUUCCGAAACAGAACAGUCGCUGUAUGGAACUUUCGGGGAGAGCUUGUGACUUCAUUUGAAGACCAUUUGCUUUGGCAUCAUGAUUGUAGCACCAACAAUAUUUACAUUACUAGUGACCAGGAUCUGAUUAUCUCGUACUGCAAAUCAGAGGUGGUGGCGGAGGAUGGUACAGUUACUCCAAUUGGAUCCAUCAACAUGAGUGAGAUUAUGACAGGCAAGUGCAUUGCCAAGAUCGCUGCCAGCGACCCUGCCCUCAAUGUCACCCCUCGCAGACACAAUCGCAAGAAGCAGUCCUCAGUCUGGAGCACAGUUCCAGAAGCUCUGGAGGAUGUCACAGCGCUGUUCUACGACGAGGACAGGAAUGAGAUCUACACCGGCAACAGCCAUGGCCUGGUCCAUGUGUGGUCUAACUAGAUGGUAACAUGUACAUAGUUUCGCCCUUUUGAUUCUGACAUGAAGAUCUUAUUAGCUUUACUGCAUUCUGUAUAAUCCCUGACCCAGGGCUCACCUAGUUUUUGUAUUUGUCAAUAGAAUGUGUUUCCUUGAGCAAUUGUGAGAACGCAAAGUGUUCUUGUAAAUAUUUAUUUGUUUUAUAUUGUAAUGGCAUCUACCAUGUUUUAUUAA